CUUUUCUUUUUCAAAAUGACUGCUCAAGUUGUGAGUUUGCGGUUCUUUGAGAUGCCAAGACAGGAGGCUGUCAAAGCUCUUGAUGUAUACAAGCGAUCUUGUCAGCAGGCUAAUAGCCUUUCUGAUUUCUAUGAAGUUUGCAAAAGAUUGGAACUUGCUAGAAACUUCCAGUUUCCUGUUCUCAGGGAGCCGCCACAAUCUUUUCUCACUACCACGGAUGAGUAUAUUAGAGAGGCACCACGUGUGGUUUCUGUUCCCACUGAACCGUUCGAGCUAUUAACAUACAGACCAGAGGAAGGCCCUUCUGAAGAUACUAGAUUAUCAAAUGAUGAACCUGAGCCAUCUGCUCCUGCUGCUUCUAAUACUGAUGCAGUUCCCAGUGUGGAGCCUGCUGCUGCUGCUGCUCCCCCACCUCAGACCAACAUGGACACUGGAGAUUUAUUAGGAUUAAAUUAUUCUGUGCCCGAUGCCCCAGAAAUUGAGGAAAGUAAUACUUUAGCUCUAGCCAUAAUACCAAAUGAAUCAGGAACUGUUUCGACAGUUAUGUUUACUGCAGGUCAGCCUGUAGAAUUUGAUCCUACUGGAUGGGAACUUGCCCUUGUCAGCACACCAAGUACCGAUAUUUCUGCACCUACUGAUAGGCAAUUGGGUGGUGGAUUAGACUCGCUGACCCUCAACAGUUUAUAUGAUGAAGCAGGAUAUAGAGCUCAGCAGCCUGCAUAUGGACCUCCUGCUCCAAAUCCAUUUGAGGUGCAAGACCCAUUUGUCAUGUCAAAUAACAUUGCUCCCCCUCCAUCUGUGCAAAUUGCAGCAAUGGAUCAACAGCAGAACAAUCCGUUCGGUUCUUACCAUCCUACUUAUCAGCAGCCGCAACAUCCGUCGAAUCCAUUUGGUGAAACAGGGUUUGGGGUGUUCCCGGUGAACCAAGUGGCGGCUGUUGGUCAGUCGCAAGCCAAUAAUCCAUUUGGAAGCACUGGCCUAUAAUAAUGUUGAAUGUGGAGAGUUAAGUUUGUCGACAUCUUUUGUGAUGUUGAAAAGAGCGUAGGUUGUGUUUUACCCACGGGAUGAAUGGCUUUCUGCAGCUAUCUUAUUACAUUCUGUAUGGGUUUGUAAAGUCAGUGAAUUUCUAGAUU
This is a messenger RNA of Hibiscus syriacus, 1133 nucleotides long. Its product is annotated as putative clathrin assembly protein At2g01600. Gene Ontology annotation, biological process: clathrin coat assembly; vesicle budding from membrane; clathrin-dependent endocytosis. The record is from RefSeq and is a predicted model, not a curated record. Gene Ontology annotation, cellular component: clathrin-coated vesicle; clathrin-coated pit. Gene Ontology annotation, molecular function: SNARE binding; phosphatidylinositol-4,5-bisphosphate binding; clathrin heavy chain binding. Lineage: Eukaryota; Viridiplantae; Streptophyta; Magnoliopsida; Malvales; Malvaceae. The coding region runs from base 16 to 984 and encodes 322 amino acids. The transcript has 8 exons.